GUUUUCCAUUUGAUAUGAAUGACUGAAUAAAUUUUUUUGGGUCUGUUCGUGAACGUGCAUUUAGAUUGAAAUUGAAUACAAGCACCCUCAUCUGAUAAAUGAUAACGGCCGUUUUCUUUCAUUCACACAGGAUACAUGUUAGAGCCUGAUCAAGAAGAGAGACCUGACAUCUAUCAAGUUUCUCACUUUGCCUUUCGGUUAGCUGGAAAGGAGUGUCCAGUGCCAAAUCUUUUUAACUCUCCCCUUCCCACCUCAUUGCCGGAUCCACUUACUGCUAGUGAUAUUGCUGCUAAGAAGAGCCUGACAAAAGCCAGAAUAACAGAUUCAGUUGGACCAACAGAAACAUCAAUCGCACCCAGGCAAAGACCCAAAGCUGCAAAUACUAAUGUUUUGCCCUUGUCCAGCUCUGUAACUCCUGUGAAAAUGACUGUAUCCUCAGAGACGGUUGGCAACGGCCAGAAAGCUCCUGGAAAUGGGCAGCAGUCGGCGGCGCAGAUGCCGAGUAACAGUCAACAGAACAGAGUGUUACAGCAACUGCAGCCUGGUGACCUUCGACUACAACAGCUACAUCAUCAACAACAGCAGCAGCAGCAACAGCACAAUAUCCACCACCAACAGCAGGUCACUGCACAGCAGCUACAGUACAUGCAACAGUAUCAUCAGGCCAUGCAACAGAGUCUUCAGAUGCAGCAGCAGCAGCAUAUGCUUCAGCAGCAGAUGAUGAUGCAGCAGCAGCCCAUAUAUCAAUCCCAGCAGCAACAGCAGGCUCACUACACUGCCCUGAUGCAUCAGUACCAGCAGGCCUUUGUUCAGCAGCAGCAGUGUGCUCCAGUCCAGCAGUUGCCCUAUAUCUCCCCACUGGAGUUCCAGGCCCCGCUGAGGUCCUAUAACCCUGCCGCACCUUCUCCAGUAGAGACCCCCUUCACUAACAUCAGAAACCCAGUGUCCACUGUGGAGGUCCUGAGCCCUUCUCCUCAGACUGUCACUAACCCUCCUGAUAUGUCUGGAUGGAACCCAUUUGGAGAAGACAAUUUCUCCAAACUCACAGAAGAAGAGCUUCUCGAUCGAGAGUUUGACCUUCUAAGAGCAAAAAAGCCAGUAGAGCGAUCUGUCAGCAUGGAGGCCAGCAGCAUAGACAGACAGCAGCCGGUACUGCAGCCCUCACUCCCUGAGGAUCCAUUUGGCUCUGUGCCCUUCCUGGCCAACGCAGCAGGAGCUGGUGUGCUGACAGCGGAGCAUCCAGUUGAGAAGCCCAGUGUUGCUGUGGCUGUUCCAGCCAUGCAAGACGCAACCCUGCCAUCUGUCAAGGAACACAAAACGACAAAAAAAAGUAGCACCACUAGUUCACUGCCUCAGAAAGCAGGUGAGGAAUCGGACAGUGAUUUUGAGUCCGACCCGCCCUCUCCCAAAAGUAGCGAAGACGAGGAGGUGGAAGAGGAGGAAGGUCUCAACAGCGAACACGAAGACACCGAACCUGAGAACCUGGGUCAGAGGCCGUUGCUCAUGGACUCUGAGGAAGAGGAAGACAAACACAGCUCAGACUCAGAUUGUGAGUCUAGGACAGCGAAACUUGGGCCGUCGGAGGAGAAGGCUGUGGUUUUUCCUCCGGGAACUGUGAAAGCUGAAUCUGGAGCCAGUGUGAUCACCCCUCCCAAUUCGCCAAGUGUCGCCAUACCUGCCACGAGCAUUGUGGAUGUGUUUGGUGCUGUUCCUUUUGUUGGCAGUGGUCAGCCCAGAGUGUCACCAGAGAACGUAGAUAUUUUUGCCAAAGCCCCUUUUAGGCAGGUGAGCCAGGAGAACGCUGCGGAAGAUAUUGACGUAUUCACCAAAGCUCCUUUCAACAGAAACCUAUCCAGGUCCAGCAGGAGUGGCGAUGGACCCAGCGGCCAGACGCCACCCAUUUCCCCAGACGGCGUGGAUGUAUUCGGAUUCUCGCCUUUCCAGCCCGGCCAAGAAAUACCUACCUCCGGUAACCAGGAGGACGUUUUUGGCCAAACACUUUUCGAUGAAGCAUCUAGUCCCCAACAGAGGCAGAAGCAGCGCAGCCUUCAAAAACUCUCCUCACGUCAGAGGCGCACCAAGCAAGAGGCCAGUGGCAGCAAUGGGAAGCGACACCACGGCACACCCACUGGCGGCAGGAAGAGCAACAAGCCCAGUUUCCGUACCCCCGAGCGGGUGCGAAGGCACAAGAAGGUAGGCAGACGGGACUCGCAGAGCAGCAACGAGUUCCUCAGCGCGUCAGACUCCAAAGAGAACAUCAGUAUUUCCCUGGGUGAGGUGAUAGAAAAAGGAGCUGCGCUGCCCCCAGAGGAGGUCUUGUUGGAUCCGUUUGGAGCCAAGCCUUUUCAUCCGCAAGAUGGCAGUCGACACCAGAGCUUGGGAGACAGCAAAAGUGAGAUGAACUCCACCAUUGGCAGGCAGAGGACCAGCUCCCUGCACAGUGUGUUUGAUGGAAAUAAGAUCGAUGACUUUGGAGCUGUACCUUUCACAGAAAUGGUGGUCCAAAGCGGAGCUCCGCAAACCCCACAAAUGGAUCUCGACCCUUUCGGAGCAGCACCUUUCCCCUCAAAGCAGUGAAUGUCUUGUCUUCCGGUACACACACACACACACAGAGAGAGAGAGAGAGAGAGAGAAAUGAUACACACACUGCUAUAUUAUGCAAAGUCCUAGCAGCCUUUGAAAUGUCUUUAAUGGAUGGCAGCUUUGUGCUGUGAUCUCUAUGUAUGUGCAGCCCAUUUGGACGCAGGCCUUUAAAUUAGAUAACAUUCAACUUUUGUAGUUUUUCAAGAGUUUUAAUACCAUUAUAACACCUCUUUUACUUUUUGGGGUCUUAAACCUGUGGUUUAUUGAUGAUUCUUUAGCCUUUACGUGCUAGAAAGCCUUCUAUGCUGCAUUACAAUAAGCGCUCUGAGCUCAGUAAAAUAAAAGAAAAAAAAACAUUGGA
Molecule: messenger RNA, 2944 nt
Organism: Rhinichthys klamathensis goyatoka
Lineage: Eukaryota; Metazoa; Chordata; Actinopteri; Cypriniformes; Leuciscidae
Product: BMP-2-inducible protein kinase-like
Exons: 9
Coding region: 136-2577 (813 amino acids)
Source: RefSeq, a predicted model, not a curated record